This is a messenger RNA of Cucurbita maxima (winter squash), 1453 nucleotides long. Its product is annotated as AT-hook motif nuclear-localized protein 14-like. Gene Ontology annotation, molecular function: minor groove of adenine-thymine-rich DNA binding. The record is from RefSeq and is a predicted model, not a curated record. The coding region runs from base 55 to 1107 and encodes 350 amino acids. The transcript has 6 exons. Lineage: Eukaryota; Viridiplantae; Streptophyta; Magnoliopsida; Cucurbitales; Cucurbitaceae.
UUUAUUUAUUUAUUUUAAUUUUCCAAAACAUACGCUCUCUCUCUCAUCUCAAAAAUGGAACCCAAUGACAACCAGCUCAGCUCCUACUUCCACCACCAUCAACACCACCAUCAAAGUCCCACCACAUCGCCGACCAAUGGCCUUCUACCCUCCACCCACCACCUCUCCUCCGCCGACGCCACCACCCACGUCCUUUACCCUCACUCGGUUCCCUCCGCCGCUGUCUCCUCCUCUCCUCUCGAGCCCGGUCGCCGGAAGAGAGGUCGCCCGCGGAAGUACGGCACGCCGGAGGAGGCUUUAGCGGCUAAGAAAGCUGCUACGGCGUCGUCUCACUCUUCCUCCAAGGCCAAGAAGGACCUCGUUUCUUCCUCUUCUCUUAAUGCCGUUUCCGCUUCUUCGAAGAAAUCUCAAUUGGCUGCACUUGGUAAUGCAGGCCAAGGUUUUGCGCCACAGGUUAUUGAUGUGGCAGCUGGUGAGGACGUGGGCCAGAAAAUUAUGCUGUUUAUGCAACAAUGUAAGCGGGAAAUCUGUAUCCUUUCCGCAUCUGGUUUGGUCUCCAAUGCAUCUCUCCGUCAGCCGUCCUCAUCCGGUGGCAAUGUUACAUAUGAGGGCCGUUUCGAGAUUGUUUCGUUAUGUGGAUCUUAUGUACGAACUGAUAUUGGAGGAAAGACUGGUGGUCUUAGCGUAUGUUUGUCGAGUGCUGAUGGCCAUAUCAUAGGAGGGGGAGUUGGUGGACCGUUGAUGGCUGCUGGACCCGUGCAGGUUAUUGUUGGUACUUUCAUAAUCGACCCGACAAAGGAAGCUGGUGGUGGGAUUAAAGGCGAUACAUCUGCUGGCAAGUUGUCCUCACCCACUGGUGGGACAUCGAUGUCAGGUCUACGCUAUGGUUCGAACAUCGACUUGGGAGGUAAUCAAGUCGGGGGAAACAAUGAGCACCAAGGUAUCGGGGAGAGUCAUUUCUUGCUUCAACCCCGGGGAGUGAACCUGACAUCUCCUCGAUCCAACUGGAGAACAGGUCUGGAUGGCACCACCACUGCUUAUGAUUUUACAGGAAGAACAGACCAUCAUUCUCCCGAAAACGGAGAUUACGAUCAGAUUCCUGAAUGAGAGUUAACAUACGAGACGAGACAAGACGUGACUGCAAAGUAUGUGGUAGAUAAAUGUACAAUAUCAACCGCUGCAACGCCAGCAAUCUUCGCUUCACUGUGUUAGCUAAUUCUGUGGUUGUAGUAUGCACCAUACUGUAAAGGUGAUAGCAAACUCUUCAGAAGUUUUUAUCCUUCCAUCCAUCCACACCUUUCAUGGUGUACUUGAAUGUCUAAUUCUAAUUCUCCUGUUUUCUCCCCUUUAGAUGAACAAGUUCGGUGUAGUUGUUACAGUUUGCAAUCUGCAAUUUGAUCAUAUAAACAAACCCCUAGGGUGAUUUAGAAUCAAAUCUCACUUUUCUAUUGCA